AUGUUACGGAAUCCUUUUAAUAGUUAUCCUGCUGGAAAUUUUGGUGGAGGAAGCCCGUACCUACCGAUGAAUACUGGUUUACCUGAUGGUAACUAUUUUGGUGGCUCUCCGCAGCCUUUUGGACCAGGACUAGGCAAUCCUUUUGCUUCACCAGGUUUUGGAGGUAAUUUCAAUUUUCCACAACCACAACCAGGUUUUUCAUCCUAUCCUCCUGGUCCUAUGAAUGGUUUUUCAAAUCCAUUCGGUGGUGCUGGCUUUGGACAGGGCUACAAUCAGUUACCCGGUGCUGGAUUUAAUCCUGCUGGAAUGAAUUUCAAUCAGGGAGGCUUUUCUCAGCCGAUUGGUAAUAACCCAUUUGGUCCAAACUUUCCUCCUGGAGGUUUUGGAGGAAUUCCGAUUGGACCUCAAGUGGGACGAGCCUCUCCUUUUAAUCGAUUCAUAUCACCUCAUCGAAAACAUCCUCAUCGAAGUCGUAGUCGCCGUCAUAGUAGUAGCGAUAGUAGCAGCGAUGAUUUUAAUCGGGGUGGUCCUUAUGGAUACAAUGGAGGCUAUGCAAACUUUCAGCCAUUUCCCAUUUCACCACGUAAUUCACCAACAUAUAGAAGAUAA
Molecule: messenger RNA, 609 nt
Organism: Didymodactylos carnosus
Lineage: Eukaryota; Metazoa; Rotifera; Eurotatoria; Philodinida; Philodinidae
Source: the annotation of a GenBank genome assembly